GACGGCAGAGUUGACCGGAAGUGUGGCAAAGUGUCGAAGAAAUAACGCGAAAGUUUUGGGGAGCUAGUUUUGGGGAAAAAUGCACAAUUGGAAUAUUUUGGCAGUUGUGUUGAUAGUGUCAACUGGAAUGGUUGAAAGUUCGAAUUCGGCGCGCAGACAGAGUGCCAUUAGUUUAUCAUGCGGUAAUGCAAUUGCAACGAUACGAAGGGAAGACACAAUUGCCCUACGGGAGGUGUAGUUGAUAGCAAGUGCAGUUUGCAUGUUUGAUUUUGUUUCGCUACUGGUGCUCUGGAAGAGCAUUGCCUUUUUUAGAGGUUGGAACGAAAAACCGAUACAUUUGAAGUUUCCUCUAGGACUGAGGAGGUUGUUCCGGUGAAAUGUUGCGAAAACUAAUUCUGCUGACUGUAUUGACUUCGGGGACUUACGCAGAGGAAGAUGACGAAGUUCCCACCGGCACUAAUAGGAUCGGCUUUGGGAGCAAUUUCAGCGCUAAACGUGAUGUGCGGUUCUACUUGUACACACCACUUACGGUAAACGAGCCUCACGUGUUUUCGAUUGAUACGGUUGGGACAGUUUCACGCUCGUUCUACAACAGUAGUCUCCCGUUGCGAAUCGUCAUUCACGGUUGGAUGAACAAUUUCACAUCGUUGGCGAUCCGAGGUGUUAAGGAUGCAUAUUUGGCCAACGGUCAGUACAACAUCGUUGGGGUGGAUUGGAACAAGGGAGCAGCCGAAGCAUAUCUGCGGGCUUCCCAGUACACCCUGGCAGUUGGGCACGUCGUGGCAGACCUUAUCAAUCGGAUGGUUCGUUCCGGCAUGACGACCAUGGACCAAAUCUACCUCAUCGGGCACAGUCUGGGAGCUCACAUAGCCGGGAAUGCCGGUCGAUUAGUAAGCGUUGGGCGGAUAAAAGUCAUUUAUGGGUUGGACCCCGCAUCGAUCAACUUUUUCGAAGACGAACCGGAAAGUCGACUCAGUCCGGAUGAUGCAGAGUACGUCGAGGUCAUCCACACCAGCACGCAAUUUUCCGGAUACCCUCACCCGAUCGGGCGCGUUGACUUCUAUCUCAACUAUGGCAAGAAACAGCCCGGAUGCUCGACCGAAUCCUGCAGCCACGGGCGAUCGAUUGAAUAUCUUAUGGAGUCGCUGUCUAAGGACUGCAAAGGUUUUUGGGGAGCGAGGUGUGAUGACUACAACGAACUGAAGACCAAAACGUGCUACAAUCUAAAACAACAGGGGCUGUUGGGUGGAGAUCCUCCUCGGUAUGACAAUGAAAAGGGAAUUUACGUUGUUAUUACGGCAGUCGACUCACCGUACGCGUUGGGAUACAAUUUUUGAAAAGCAACUUGUUGACAUUGACUCGAUUCAGAAAUAAAAAUUUUAUGCCCAAAGAA
This is a messenger RNA of Aedes albopictus (Asian tiger mosquito), 1393 nucleotides long. Its product is annotated as phospholipase A1-like. Lineage: Eukaryota; Metazoa; Arthropoda; Insecta; Diptera; Culicidae. Gene Ontology annotation, molecular function: lipase activity. Bases 378 to 1337 code for a protein of 319 amino acids. The record is from RefSeq and is a predicted model, not a curated record. Gene Ontology annotation, biological process: lipid catabolic process. The transcript has 3 exons.